Molecule: messenger RNA, 1692 nt
Organism: Diaporthe citri
Lineage: Eukaryota; Fungi; Ascomycota; Sordariomycetes; Diaporthales; Diaporthaceae
Exons: 4
Coding region: 1-1692 (563 amino acids)
Molecular function (GO): flavin adenine dinucleotide binding; oxidoreductase activity, acting on CH-OH group of donors
Source: RefSeq, a predicted model, not a curated record
AUGGCUUCUCCCUCUCCGGACUACAUCAUCAUAGGAGACCCUUCCAUUCAGGUCCUAGUUCCCGAGGCCGGCGAUGACCUCACCGCUGACCCACGAGUCAACGUCCCAGCCUUCUGGACGUCACUUAUAGGUUCCGACGCCACCUGGCAAUUCCAGACCGUGCCACAGCCAGGGCUGGGCGGCCGGUCCAUACGAGCGCCCCAGGGCAAGGCCCUCGGCGGCUCGUCAGCUGUCAACGGACAGGCAUUCAUUGCCCCGGCCCAGGCCGAGAUCGACGGCUGGGCCAAGUUGGGCAAUCCGGGGUGGGACUGGGCAGGCCUGGCGCCGUGGUACAAGAAGGAGUACAAUCUUGUGCUCCCGGCGGAUCAGGCCACGCGCGAGCAUCUUGGUAUUGAUUGGAUCAAUGAGGAGUAUCGCGGUACAUCGGGUCCCAUCCAGGUGUCCUUCCCUGGUGUCAUACAGAAUCCACUGUGUAAGGCGUGGAUCGAUGCAUUCCGUGGAUUGAACAAAGCCACAAACGGAGAGACCAAGACGCGGAGCUAUGCCGGCUCAGCGCACGGUGUGCCUGCUCGCCAGCGUCCGAAUGUGAAAAUCAUCACUGGGGCCAAGACCCAGAAGGUCUUGUUCACGGAGACAGGUGCUGGCACGGUGAAGGCCACGGGCGUCCAGGCCCUCAUUGACGGCAAGGUCGAGACUUUCACUCCUAAGAAGGAGGUCAUUCUUGCGGCCGGUGCUUUCAACACUCCCAAGCUUCUUGAGCUCUCGGGCAUCGGCGGCAAGGGGUUACUGGAGAAACACGCCAUCCCAGUCGUCAUUGACCUUCCAGGGGUGGGAGAGAACCUCCAAGACCAUCUGAUGACAGGCAUGAGCUACGAGGUUGUUGGCGAGGUCAUCACCGGCGAUCCACUGAUGCGUCAGGAACCCGAAGCCCUCGCCCAAGCGCAGAAGCUCUACACAGAGCACAAAUCCGGGCCCUUCACCAUCGGCGGCAUGCAGUCCCACGCGUACAUGCCCACACCCGACGCAGCAGGGCUCCUGGACAGCCUCCCACCCCCGCAGCGGCCCCAGGACGCAGAGCAGCAAGACGUCAUCCGCUCGAUCCUCUCGAGCCCGGAGGGCAGCUCGGCGGGCUGGUUCAUGUUCCUGGCGCAGACGAACCUGCACGAGGGCGGCAAGAGCUUCGUGGGCACGCAGCUGCUCCCCGGCAACUUCGCGAGCCUGGGCUGCGCGCAGUCGCACCCCUUCUCGCGCGGGACGACGCACAUCUCGUCCGCGGACCCGGACGCCCCGCCGGCCAUCGACCCGCGGUACCUCUCGCACCCGGCCGACCUCGAGAUCCUCGCACGGCACGUUCGCGCGCUCGAGACGGAGCUGCGGCCGUCGGCGGCGCUGGCGCCGUUCUUCAAGGCUGGUGGACGGCGGAACCACCCUGAUGCGUUCCUGGUUGGGGACCUGGAGGGGGCGAAGAAGUAUGUCCUUGGUACGGCUACCACCGCGCAUCACUCGUGUGGUUCGGCGGCUAUGCUGCCUCGGGAGAAGGGGGGUGUCGUGAGUCCUGAGCUGGUUGUCUAUGGGACGGAGAACCUCCGUGUUGUUGAUGCCAGUAUAUUCCCUCUGAUCCCCCGUGGCAAUAUCCUGUCUUCGGUGUACGCUGUGGCCGAGAAGGCGGCGGACAUCAUCAGGGCUGCCUGA